AUGGGCGAGCGCAAGGUGCUGAAUAAGUACUUCCCGCCCGACUUUGACCCCUCCAAGAUCCCGCGCACCAAGAAGGCGGAUCUCAACCCAAACUUUGUCGUGCGGAUGAUGCUUCCGAUGAGCGUGCGCUGCAUGACGUGUGGCGAGUACAUGUACAAAGGGAAGAAGUUCAACUCGCGCAAGGAGGACGUGGAGGGGCCCGAGGGCGAGUACCUCGGCAUCAAGAUCUUCCGCUUCUACUUCAAGCGCGCCGCACACUCUUUCACGAUCAAGACGGACCCAAAGAACAUGGACUACGCGGUGGAGGGGGGCGCCAAGGCCAACUUCGCGAGCGAGAAGGACGACACGAUGGCGCAGGCGCGCGUCGCACGGCUCGAGAUGGACGACGUCAUCGGCCGCCACCGCGCAGAGACCGAGCGGCUGCAGGAUUUUGGAAAUACAUAA
Emiliania huxleyi CCMP1516 is the source of this 444-nucleotide messenger RNA. RefSeq lists its product as hypothetical. The record is from RefSeq and is a predicted model, not a curated record. Gene Ontology annotation, cellular component: U2-type catalytic step 1 spliceosome. Gene Ontology annotation, biological process: mRNA splicing, via spliceosome. Lineage: Eukaryota; Haptophyta; Isochrysidales; Noelaerhabdaceae. The coding region runs from base 1 to 444 and encodes 147 amino acids. The transcript is spliced from 5 exons.